CGUGCGCUUUGUUUUGCCUGCGUGAUUACGUCACGUGACAUUGUAGGAAGUAGUUUGAAUACCUAGCACAGUUAGUUGUUGCAUCUGCUUCUAAAGGUUUAAACAACAUGGGCGUAAAGGGUCUUCAGAGUUUCAUGGAGCGCUGCUGUCCGGAUGCCUGUGUCACAGUGAACCUAAGAGAAAUGGCCAGACAACAUGCUGCUAAAACACAGCAAGAUCCCACACUUGUUGUGGACGGCAUGGCCUCCUUGUGCCACUGGUACUCAUGUGAGGACUGGGUGUGUGGGGGACAGUGGAAGGAAUACAUGGAGAUCCUGAAGAACUGGGUGGAUGCAUUUACCACUGCAGGGAUCAAACUGGUCUUUUUCUUUGAUGGUGUAGUGGAGCAGCAAAAGAGACAGGAGUGGGUAAAGAGAAGACGCAGAGCAAAUGGGGAUGUUUCAAAAAUAUUUAGACACAUAAAGGAACAUGGAGUGAAGCCUCACAAAGAGCUUUUUUGUCUGCCGUCUGCUCUGGCAACAUUCACGCCUUUUGCUCUGAGGUUUUUGGGGCAGCAGGUGUUUUGUUCAGUGCGUGAAGCGGACUUUGAGAUUGCCAGUUAUGCGCGUCAGCAUGGCAGCAUGGGCAUUCUGGGGCAAGACUCAGACUUCAUCAUAUACGACAGUGUCCCCUACUUCUCUGUAGGAAAGUUGUGGAUAAACAGUCUCACCACAGUCAUGUACGACCGCGAGAGACUCUGCAGAAGCAUUGGGCUGCCUUUUACCCUGCUACCUUUGCUGGCCUGUCUCUUAGGUAAUGAUGUUGUUUCAGAGCAGCAGAUGCAGGGCAUCAGGAACAAUGCCAUGGCAACAUACAGAAAAAACUGUUCAACAUCGAGGUCCUGUGCUCCUCAUGGUCAGAUGGUGGUAGCAGUAGCCCAGCUACUAAGGUCUUUGAGUACCAGAGAAACAGAAGACCUGGGAUCGGUCCUACAAUCUCUGAACCUGUCAGCUUCUCAAAGAGAUUUACUGCAGCAGGGGAUUUGCUCCUACUUACUACCAGGACAAAAUGACUUGGAGCUUUUUGAUGGUUCAGAAAUCCCAUCUGCCUUUGAAAAGCACAUUAAUACACAAAUAUUAAAGGCAUGUAGACAGAAACAUGUGGCAGCAGAAGGUUUUAUGGUUUAUAAUGUGGUGUGUGCUGGAGUGACUGAAUGCAGCAACACUCUAGAAGAUGAAGAAGAUAAAGAAUUGUUGCCUCAAGCCAUCGUCUACAAACCCUGUCGACAACGCAUUUAUGGUCUGCUGCUGCUUGGUCAAGAUGCCAACACUUUGGAUGUUCCAGUUGUAAAGGAAUGGUUUGUGUAUCCAGGAAACCCUUUAACGGAGCCUGACAUGGUCCAUCCUGUCCCAGUAAACUUACCAUGUGGACAACCAUGUUUGGACCAGUUAUGGUUUGGAAAUGGUCCAGAGGUUUCUGCUUUUCGACUGGAAUCUUUCUUCUUCAUGUUCGACUGCAGCGAGUACACCGAGCUGUAUGGUGCGAUUGAAAACAGUCUACUGGCUGCCCUCUGUCUGGUCACAUAUAUAGUUCAACAGGUUGAGUCUUUGUCUGAGGAGGACGUUGACGCUUACCUGAGUCAGGCUGUGUGUCUGAAACUGUAUUCUCCCCAGCAGCUUCAGAACAUCGAGCUUCCUGCCCUUUCCAGUCGUGCGGUGCAGCUGGGGUCUCUGUACGUCCGCGGGCUGAGCCACCUGCUGGCUGCUAACACUGCCAGUGGUGGACCUCUGCCCAGCGAUGCUUUGAUGCCUUGGCACAGCUUCGAUGGCCGUUUAUUCCACUCAAAAUACCUGCUGGCACACAGUGGCAAAGAGAACUCUGAGCUGCUUGACAACAACAUGUCCUGCAUCACUCUGUUUCUUCAAAUUAAGGAAAAACUUAGAGAAACCUGCAAGAAAAGAGGCAGAAUCCUUCAGUCCAGACCCAGGACAAUGCAGAAACACUGGAAAACAACAAUGACAGGCUUUUCUUCGAGUGCUGGUGAAAGUUGGAGAGGAAGAGGAGUUACAGCAGGAGGACACAGAGGCCAGUGGAGUUGGAGGGAAAGGGGGGAGGAUAGAAGAGACAGAAGUGGCUCAGAAAGACCUUGUGACAGAGCAGGAAACCAACAUUUUCAUACAUUUUACCCCAACUACCGAGAUGAACGACACCAGAACAUGAGCUGGCAACCAAGACAGUCCAGAGGUCCAUCGCAUCACCCUCGGAGGAGAUACCAUUUGGCUCCAAGAUGGCCUCAGCCUCCUGCUCCAUGAAUUUAACUGGACAAAGGAAUUAAAACCCUGAGAAGGGACUUAAUGAAUUAAGAGGAUAAGAAAACGAUGAAAGGAGAUGGGGAGUCAAGUUUCCCUGAACAAACCAACUUGACGUUUUCCCUUUACUGUUUGUUUAAAGGAUGUAGUAGGAAGAAAAACAAGGAAUUUAGAGAAAGGCAAAAAGAGAUCACAUCUACUUUCUACCUACAAUUUGAGGAUUAUCCUCAAAUUGUCUGUUUGUGCAUCCAAAAAAUGUGGUACGGUUGUGAGUCAGACGCCUCCGUCUUAUACAGCAGCAUUACGUUUCUGUGUUCUUUUAAAGAAAAUCUGACCAAAAGCAAAAACAAACUGAGAAUGAGGCACUUCAAACUUCCACUUAGAGUUGGAUUACAUCUUAAUCCUGAACCCUGAUUCUGUUUUCCAACCAAAGCAGUGAAAAUAAAAGAGGUUAAGAACUGUUUGUAUUUAGCAGUAUAAUCCUUUUAAAGGAAUGCAUUUAACUAGAGAAACAGUAUUGUCUGUAUCAAAUAUCAAAGGAAAUCCGUGUCUUUUGUAAUCAAAUGUGUCAGAAAGUCAGACCACCAAAGUAGAGAUUCUGUCUGUCUGAGUUUGGUACUUGAAUUUCAUUUAAAUGUUUUUAUUCUAGAGUUUGUGACACCACUUUUUUAAUAAUUCAGUUGUACAUCUUUUAACAAAUAUGUUAGGUGCAACAAUUCAUUAUCAUUGUUGUGAAGUUUGUAAAACCAUGAACAUCUGUUGGUGUUUUUAGUAUUAUAACACAAAGAAAGCCUCACAUUUAUAAUAAGUGAAGAUGGUUUUCCUAUUGUGCAGACUGUAAAAACAUAGGGAGAGGAUGCUGGGAAAGUAAUCCCAAAAAAUAUCCUUUGUUUUUGUGUUUAUGCGUCUGCGUGUGCAUGUGCCAGUAACAAAAGUUAAGAAGAAAUCUGCAAGUGAUUUGUUCAGCAAAUAGAAGUCCGUCACGUUGUUGAUUCAGUCCUGCUGUCACAGUGUUUGCUGCUCCAUGAACUGUGUGCCACUGAUCACACAUACAAAAGGCUGCUUCAACUGCAGAGGAGAGAGAAUAAUAAUGAAGACUUCUUCAGUAACAAAUACUGUUUACUGUGGCUGAAACUUUGUGUUUUUAUGGGAAUUCUUUUUUAAUAUAAAUUGUUGGAAAUAAAGCUGAAAAAACAACCGGUUGUUCAAAAAAAUAAUUUGAGUGCUAAAUGUUUUCUUGUCAAUUAUUAUUUUUACAUUUUUAUAGCUUGGAGGCUUUAAACGUGAUUCAUUUGGGAUUUUUGUAUAAAAACUGUUUCGAACCAAAGUUUCAUGUCUGCUUAGAAAAAAAUAGUAAUGAUUGCCGCUGUAUUUUACAAAUUAUUUCUGCGUGUUAUGCAAAUUACCAUAAACUUCUUUGUGUUGUCCUUUUUUAAAAUCACAACCCUUUAAAUUUUAUGCAGCAGAUUACUGCAAACUGAACGUUGAAACAUAUUUCCUACUGUCCCCUAAUGAAUUUUACAAGUAGUUUAUUAUUUAAACCUUCAACUUAAAAUGUGCAACUUAAAAAAAACUGUGAACUGCAUGUUCAGUUUCACUGACCACACAACAUUAGGCAUCAGUCUGCAGUGUUAUGGUAGAAUCCUGUCUCACACAAAAGCCUGGAAGUUGUUCCCUUUGUGUUUUGGCAUCGGUGAAAGGAAGCAGUUUGUAUUUAUAGACUGUUGUAAAUACACGAGGGGUUAUAUUUGUUGUCUAUGGCUCAGAGUAUUUCUGGAUGCCUGUCUCUCUUUGGGGUCAAAAUCAGCAACAACAAAAUAAAAGUCAUUUCAUUCA
Messenger RNA from Oryzias melastigma (Indian medaka), 4124 nucleotides. RefSeq names its product family with sequence similarity 120B (gene fam120b). NCBI's taxonomy places the organism in Eukaryota, Metazoa, Chordata, Actinopteri, Beloniformes, Adrianichthyidae. The record is from RefSeq and is a predicted model, not a curated record. Bases 108 to 2291 code for a protein of 727 amino acids. Gene Ontology annotation, cellular component: nucleus. The transcript has 15 exons.